This is a messenger RNA of Lactuca virosa, 3238 nucleotides long. NCBI's taxonomy places the organism in Eukaryota, Viridiplantae, Streptophyta, Magnoliopsida, Asterales, Asteraceae. The record is from the annotation of a GenBank genome assembly.
UCUGUUUUACAAAAAAAGUCCUUUUAAAGGUCUAAAAAGGAAUCCCAAACACAGGCUCAACUUGUUUCAUUGCAAAACCUUGGGGAGAGUUCUGCAAUACAGACAAAGACGAAGAAAGAGGGCAAAGUCAAAGUGUAGUAAUAACUAAUAACUAGUUGCACACUCCAAAAAACGCCACCUCCUCCACCGUCAGCCUGCGCAGGAAUUGUAACCCUUAUCCGUCGACUUUCACCCACCGUCGUUCCAAUUUCCAAGCAGUAAUGGGCGGUGAUACAAUUUCUCUUCCGGAUUCCUCCAUUGACGAUGAAGACCUAUCCUCCAUCAAUCAGCAAUUCCUUGAUCGUUUGAGCGUAAUACCCACUUCAAGGCCAGGUGGUUUGAAAGCCAAAACAACGGACGAGAACGAAUCCGUGUUUACAGAAUCUGAUGUUACGAGCUUCCGAGAUUCUUAUAACACUUUGAAGAGCAAAGAAAACGAAACAAGAACGCACAGCGUCUACGCACAAGUUCUUAAGAAUUACAAUGAAUUGAAGCACCGGGCUUUGAAUAUCGAGGUGGCUAAAAGUAAAAUUUUGAGCUAUACCCCUGGAUCAUGGGUAGAAAACGUAGGAGGGAUGACCAUGAGUGACUACAACUUGCCAAAAACAACAACACUUCUAUUAAUCGGCCCAAAAGGAUCUGGGAAAAGUAGUCUCAUCAACAGAAUCUCAAGGGUUUUUGAAGAUGACAAAUUUGCACCAGAAAGAGCCCAAGUCACAUACAAUUCUUCCAUUGGAAAUGGAACUUCCUUCCUCCACGAAUACAUGAUACCAAGAAAUUCAACUUCUUUCUGCCUGUAUGACACUCGAAGCUUUUCCAAUGAUUUAUCUGAAAAUUUGGAGAUGAUCAAACACUGGAUGACAAAAGGUGUUUCUCACAAUGAACUGGUGAAAAGCCCAACUUCAAACGCCAAAAUGAAGGAUAAAUUCGUCUCUUAUGAAAGAAGGAAAGUCAACUUUGUUAUAUUUGUGGUCAACGGGCUUUCAAUUCUGAAAUGUUUGGACAGCAAUGGAGCAGACACACAGUAUACAGAAAUGGUUUCUAAAGUUUUCAGUUCACCAUUUUUGUCUUUCAAAGAUCAUAAACCUGCUAUUGCAAUUACACAUGGAGAUCUACUUACAUUAUCUGAACGUGCACGUGUUUGUGUUUAUCUUGGAGAGCUUCUUGGUGUUCAUCCAAUUAAACAAACAUUUGACAUUUCAGAUAACAAUGAAGUCACAACUGAGUUGACUAUUGUUGACUUGCUGCGUUAUGCUCUUGAGCAUGCAGAUAGAAACCUUCCCUUCAAAUCCCAACCUCGAAUCAAUAAGGGUUGUAGGAUUCAGAUAUGGGCAUGUUCAGUACUGAUAUUAGCUCUGGGAGUGUUCUAUUUCACAGUUCAUCUUCAUGGGUUUCAUUCUGAAAAAGUUCAAGAAGAAAGUGUUCAUAAACCGGAUCUUGAAAUGAAGAAAGUUAACACAGAAAGUGUUCUUAAACCAAAUCUGGAAAUAAAGGAAGUUUGUAGGGGUAGGAAAUCUAAAUCUGAAUCAAGAAAAGAGAGAAAGAAGGGAAGGAUUUGUCAUUUGUCAACCAAAAACCAGACUUGGAUAAUCAAUAAUCUAGAUAAAGCACACACAUAUCUCAUCUCCCCUCUUCUUCCUUGGUACCCCGGUAGCCCUCGUCCCCCUUUGAUAAGAUUCUUGAACCAGAUCGUUCUGGCUGUUUUUUGGGUCUGUUCAAUGGGAGCUUUGGAUGAUUGUCAUUACGAUUUGGGGCUAGAGAAUGGGAUAAACCUUGGUGGGUGUGUUGAGCUUGAUUUUGAGCAAGACCCACAGACUGUAGCCAUUGAAGAUGCUGUCAAAGUUUUGCUAGAGGGCUUGGGUGAAGACAUCAAUAGAGAAGGGAUUAGGAAAACCCCUCUUCGUGUUGCCAAAGCUCUUCGCGAAGGGACCAGAGGCUACAAUCAGAAGGUGAAAGACGUAAUCCAAGGUGCAUUAUUUCCUGAAGUAGGAGUCGAAAAUGGAGUUGGUCAAGCUGGAGGAGCUGGUGGGCUUGUUCUUGUUAGAGAUCUUGAUCUCUUUUCAUAUUGUGAAUCUUGUUUACUCCCAUUCCAGGUCAAAUGCCACGUAGGCUAUAUUCCAUCUGGUCAACGUGUUGUGGGCCUUAGCAAACUCUCAAGGGUCGCCGACAUCUUUGCAAAAAGACUCCAAGAUCCACAACGUUUAGCAGAUGAAAUCUGUUUAGCUCUACAACAUUGGAUCAAACCAACUGGUGCUGCUGUCAUUCUUCACUGCUCACAUAUUCACUUUCCCAGUUUUGCCCCUGGGUGUCUCGACUCUGAUCACUCAAAAUGGGUCAAGGUUGUAGUCGGGUCUGGUUCAGGUUCUUUUGAAAAAGACGAUUCUGCCAUGUGGGUUGACUUUUUGGGUCUUCUAAGACAUAAAGACAUCAAUAUUGAAACCAUUCAUUCAAGAACCAAAGCUUCUUGUUGGUGUCCUUCAAGAUCUUUCAAAAUUGGACCUUCAAAAUCUGGAAUGGUUGCUGCUGUGGGGUCCAUCAUACAAUCCCUAGGUCAAGACCCAUGUAGAAAAGAACUCAUGGGUACUCCUAAUCGUUUUGUCAAGUGGCUCAUGAGCUUUAAAGAUUCAAAUUUGGAGAUGGAACUCAGUGAGUUUAAUGGUAUCCCUUUGAGAACAAUCGGGCGUGUGAAUUAUAAAGAACAUAUCAAGUCUGAAUUGAAUUUAUCAUUAUGGUCACUCUGUGAACACCAUUUACUACCUUUUUACGGUUUAGUUCAUAUAGGUUACAUGUCUGAUGAAGAAGUGAAUCCAAAAGGGAAAUCUCUUCUACAAUCAAUAGUUCAUUUUUAUGGUUUCAAACUUCAAGUACAGGAAAGGCUUACAAGACAGAUUGCAGAGACUGUUGCUCCAUUAUUGGGUGGAGAUUUAAUGGUGGUUGUGGAAGCAAAUCACACUUGUAUGAUUUCUAGAGGGAUUGAAAAAUUUGGUAGCAAUACAGCCACCAUUGCUGUUCUUGGUAGGUUCUCAAAUGAUCCAGCAGCAAGAAGUAAGUUUUUGCAGAGCAUUCCUAGCUAUUCUUUGUAACUGAUAAAGUAAUUUUACUCUAGAUUGCUGCAAUUUUUGUUGUUAAACAUCACACUUCUAUAUAAACUUCUAUUAGUAUAUUGUAUUUCUGCAUUCAUAGGGGUGUCUAAUAAGGU